This is a messenger RNA of Trypanosoma theileri, 591 nucleotides long. Its product is annotated as delta tubulin. The transcript has a single exon. The record is from RefSeq and is a predicted model, not a curated record. Lineage: Eukaryota; Euglenozoa; Kinetoplastea; Trypanosomatida; Trypanosomatidae. The coding region runs from base 1 to 591 and encodes 196 amino acids.
AUGAGUGAAAUGGAAUCUCAUACACUCUCUUGGCAGAGUGUCAUGCGGGAGGCGGCGAGAAAAUCAUCUGAAUUGUUUACAACGAAAACAAUGCAUACAAUUAAUAGAAUAACAAGUAGUGAUAUGAAUAGAAACAGAAAUCCACAUCGUUAUUAUUAUGAUGAUGGUGUUGGACGUCCGUGUUUGUGGAAUCUUCGCGGUGUUGGGGCUUCUAGUGAAGGACUCACAGAAUUGCAGGAUAUCCUCACAUCAUCCUCAUAUUCUUCUUCUUCUACACUUCCUAGUUUAUCAAGAUCGGUAUUAACAUCAACUAGAAUUACGAGUGUAAAUGUCUCUGGUGGAUUAGGAUUGGGAGGUCCACGUGUUUCUCUCUUUGCCCCUUCACAAGUGGUGGGUAUUCGACUGCGUGAGUGUUUACAAAAAGCCGAGCGGCUUCUCUCUGUGAAUGCAUUUACGCAACACUUUGAACGGCAUGGUGUUUGUGCAGAUGAUAUGCGGGAGGCGGUUGUGCGAUUGUGGGAUACGGUAAAUGCUUAUACACCGCUAGAGGAAGAAGAAGAAGAAGAAGAGGAAGAAGAGGAGGAAUAUUGA